UAUCAGAAAGUAAGCACCACUGGUCCAAGUGGUAAACCAGGUUUAGUCGCCAGCUAACGCGGCUUCGACGCCCGCCAUAAAGGAAUGAUCUAACAGCUGUUUCAUUAGCUUCCGAGCUAGCUACCACGCCGCGGACAUGUUAGCUUUGUUGCUAGAAAGAUGGCUAUCGUUGCAUGUUAGCAACACUAUUCUGGUCAGAGAUAAUACAGCUGGCUAACUGGCUGCUAAGCUGCUAGCUGUGAGUCCGUCGUUCACCCCUAGCUCCGGUCAGACCCUCAGAAAAAGGGUCAAAGGUGCUGACAUGUGGAAUUAGCUGGUGACUGCAUGAAUUAGGAGAUACUGGUCAAUUUGUGUGUAAAGUCAACGUCGGACUGAUUUUGCCCCUGCAGAAAACAUUCAUAAGUACUGGCUAGCGUUAGGUCAUCCUCCAUUAACAUGUCAUGGAUUAACAUUCGUGGCGUUUGAGCAAAUGGUAUGUCCAACUGCUCACUAAUAAAGGCCUACUGGUGGAAGGGAAAUUACUACUGGUGCAUGCAGCUAAAUGGGUCCAAACAGUUGAAGACCAUGGCCGGAUUAACUUCGUGUGGGGGGGCGGGGUUCUUCUUGGGCCCUAGCUGACCCCAAAUACACGUUAGUGUCACUAUUCCCCAGACAGGUAUUUGAGAGAUUGGGUUUAACAAACUUUGAGAUGUUUAAUCCUGAGACGGGAAACUCCAGAACAGCUAAUCAGGGGUAGUUCAAACUCUGAUUUGUGUGAAUGGAAAAAAGCCAUCAGCAGUGGACCUCCGAUACAACAAUUCAUCAUGUCAACAGCCAUGGAGACUUCGUCAGUGUACAUGUGCUUCCCCUGCUACCAGGAGUUCAACACUCUAGAGGAGGUACUCAAGCACCAGUUGACGUGUACUGCUGAGGAUGAACAGUCAGACGCAUCAGGAGCCACCCCUGUCACUGUUCCAGUGCUACAGACUCAGCAAAAGGUAGUAAAUAUAUCAAGGACAGUUGCCGCCCCACAGAUUCAAAUCCAAGCAAGACACUCCUCUUUGCAACUUGAUAAGAGUGCACUCAGGCAGGCUGCAGUCAGUGCAAAGCUGUCAUCAGACCAGCCCAGAAUCCUCUACCAGUGCGGGGACUGUGAUGAACUUUUCAAGACCCUGGACCUUUGGCAGCAACAUCGUAAAGAAGAGACAUGUCAGCAGUCUGCCUCUGGGAGCAAGUCAAAACCUGAUUCACAACUUGAGGAGGAGACCUCCUCAGCUCAGUGCUCCACUUCAGCUUUAAAUCCAGAUGAUUCUUCUCUCUCACAGAGUGAAAGUAGCGAAAAUUUCAAGCCAGAACCAGCGGAGCAACCUGUAGCAGAGGAAGAGAGGCAGCAGGACACAGAGACCUCUGCAGCUCAGAGCUCUGAUCCUCCUGUUUCUGAGGCGACCUCUUCAACCUCUAAUCCAGAGGAUUCAUCUCCCAAGAAGAGAGGGGCAAACAAAAAGCCUAAGCCUGAGCCAGUGCUCCUCUGUGUUGACUGUGGCUCAUGCUUUGGCCUGGUGUCUGAACUAGUGGCCCAUCGCAGGACACAGCACGGCUUUGAGGAAGCUCUGCACCGCUGCUCUGUUUGCGGGGAAAGCUUUCUAAACACUACACUCUUUCUUUACCACCGCAAGCAACACAGACAGAAAGGCGAAGAAAAGGUGGUAGUGGUUCCUGAAGAGACACCUUUAGAGGAGGUUUGUACUCAGAGCAAUGUGACUGAUGAGCAGGGUCAGGAUGCCACUCCAUCCGCCACCACUGUCACCUCCACUUUCACACAGCCCGAGCUGUUUAUGUGCACCCAGUGUGGGCAGAGCUUCAGCGAUGAGGAAGGACUGGCUGCCCAUCGUAAGCAGCAGCACGGCCUGAAGGAGCCACUACACAGAUGCUCCCAUUGUGGCGUUAGCUUCAUGAACACCACCCAGUACCUGUACCAUCGCCGCGAGCACACCUUCACAUCAGGGACGGAGGUGGCGGAUGGAGCUGAAACCGAUGAUGAAACAGCCGCCGCUAAACCUCAGGAUACCCCUCAGAGCUCAAAGCGGCUGCUUUCCCCGCCCGCCUCUGCCAGUGAUUCAGGUUCACCCGUUCCUAAGAGAAGUAGACCCACUUUCAGGAUCCUGAGCGGUGGUAGUGCCCUCAGAGGAAACAAGGGAUCAGGCGCCAAAGAGGAAACAGAGGGCAGCACUGCAGCAGACUCAGACAACACCAACCAACCUCCACCUGCUAAGCUGCUGCAGGACUGGGCCCGUACACCAUUACCCCAUGUUUGCCCUUACUGUGGCAAAACCUUCACCCGACGCGUCUUCCUCCGCACCCAUGUGUACAGCCACACUGGAGAAAAACUCUUCACGUGCAAGGUGUGCACAAAGUCCUUCACCAACUCACAGAGCCUACUGCGCCACAGCAUGAGCCACACAGGCAACAAGCCCUUCAGCUGCGAUAUUUGUGGCAAAAACUUCUCGCAGGCAGCCACCCUGAAGAGACACCAACGCAUUCACACAUCAACACAGCCUCGGCGCAAGCGUGGAAGAAAACCGGUGUGUACUUUGGACAAUGAGGGAGCUGUUCAUCUCUUCCCGUGUCCUCACUGCCCCUCACGGUUCAACACGGAGGAUCAGCUUAACCAUCACAAACUGCUCCACACCAGCCACCCAUUCCCUUGCCCAGACUGUGGAGAGGCCUUUAAACGCAGGAAAGACCUUGACCUGCACUCGCUCACUCAUCAAGACAAGCAGCCGGCGAUGUGCCCUCACUGUUCAUCCCAAUUUGUGAACCAGUCCGUGCUGGAAAUCCACCUGCAGCGUUGUCCUACCACAGAGGAGGAGAAGAAUGCUGGCCGUGGCCGGGGUCAGGGCCGGGGACGCUGCACUGGACAGAUUGAGUGUGACCUAUGUGGCCACCGUUGCAUGACCCAGGAGGGCCUCGACCUCCAUCGGUUGUCCCACACGGGCCAGACACCCCUCAAAUGCCCAGUGAGGCCUUGCCGCCGCCGAUUUACCUCCAACUGUGCCCUGGAGGAGCACGUGCUGGCGCAUUUCCAGGGAACACUCAGCAAGUCCAAAAACCGACCCCGCUUCCGCUGUCAGAUUUGCCUCAAGGAAUUUGCCUACAAUUCCACUUUCAAUGUUCACAUGAGGACACAUACUGAUGAGAGGCCCUUUGAGUGCACCACAUGUGGCAAGCGUUUCCGCCAGUUACCACAUCUGCAGGACCAUGAGCGCAUCCACAGUGGCCUGCGGCCUUUCUGCUGCUGGAUUUGCGGUAAGAGUUUCAGCGUGGCCGCCCGUCUCACCGAGCACGCCCGUACUCACAGCGGUGAGAAGCCCUACCCGUGUCCCCACUGCACUGCUGCCUUCCGCUCUCGCUCGAAUCUGGACAAACACAUCCGGCUACAUGGAGACCUGCCUUUGGAAACCGCUGAGCAGGUGGCACAAGCAGCAGAGGCUGCCCAGGUCCAGAAGGUGCUGGAGGGGGCCAAGGUGCUGUCUUCUCUGGCCACCACGGGGGAUGUUGAUUCUGGCUCAGUGCAGACCAUCUAUGUGUUGCAGGGGGCCGAAGGAGGUACUGAGACGGUCAUGAUCCCAUCUGACCAGCUCAGUGGCAUGGAGGGUGCCUCGCAGGUCGUCAUCCUACCUUCCUCUGUUCUAGGAACUCAGGCCAUCACUGUUCCCACUAUCACCAUGGAUGGAAAUGAAAUCACCAUGGUGGAGACGAGCCAGUCACCGCAACAUACCAUCGAGUUCAUUGUAGAGGAGACGGUAUGAAGGCAGAUUAGAAACUGAUGGUGGCCAAGUUAGUUAAGAAAGCAGGCUAUCGAUAGAGUGAACAAUUUGAUAAUUAAAGGAUAUGCAGUUCCUACAUUAUGUGUUUAUAGUUUGAUUAUAGUUUGAUAGGUUUCCAAGCCAGUUUAAACAAAAGUCCCAUCCUGUGAAAUAAUACUAUUUCACAACUUUUGUUGAGCAGAAAAGGAAUUUAAUAAUCGAAAAAUGGUGUAAAACUAACAAAUUAAAGGUUGGUACACAAGUGAAAUUCUCAGGAGAACAGAAUGUACCUUAAAUUAGUCUUUCAAACUGAUUGAAAAACAGGUCGUAAAUUGGCCCCCCCAUUGUAUAUAGACGUGUAUCUAGAGACCCUAUUUAUUAGGGGAAGACCGGAGGUGGCCCAUGAAAUGUCUUCUGCUUUCUUUAUAAUAAAACGCUUCAGCUUUCACAACUGUGAGCGUCCAUCAUUUUAUAAGGUGGAUGACAUGAGGGCAUUGCCCCCAUCCCAUCAGAUGAGAUGGACUUUAUAGGUCGUGCCGUAAAUUGCCACUUCUGUCUUUUGACAAACAAUCUGAGGUCUUCUGAUGAGAAAUAUACAGACCCACUCAGCACCAGUCAGUGUACAGGUUUUCAGGCCGCUUUGUUUUGUGUUCACAUGCACGCUAAUGUUAGUGGAAGGCACGAUGAAGUGGAACGGUUUGUAUAGAUCAACCCUAAUGUUCCAAUAAUUUGUUGGGCAUUAUGUUAUUGAUUGGUUCUGUGCUGUAAUUAAAUACAAUAAUAACAGGGAUAUGGCGAGAUAUAUGAUGAUUUAGCUGAAGUGUAGCAUUAUGCAGUGGCAAGUAGUGUAAUGAAAUUAUCCACCGCUUGCUGUAUAGUUAUCAAAAAUAAUGAUCCUAUUUGUGUCCGAAUGGGAAGAGGCAUAAUAUGAUAUAAGUUUUGCCAGCGCUGCAGUAGCCCAUUAUGGGCUUCUAAAGCGCAGUUUAUGGCUGUCUCCCACCCAGUGAUUGCUGACAGGGGGUUUGAAACCGCACGCACUCAGAGGCACUCAGUCUUAGUUUGUUUUCAUGUCAUGGAGGGAGAAAUGCUGAUGAUUGCGCGGGGAACUGAAAUGGGAAAAUGGCAGCAUUUCUGCAGAGUGAGACGCAUAUCAGGAAAUAGAGGGAUCCUGAAGAGCAAAAAGAAGCCGGUGCCAAGAAUUCAGCAGCUCUUCAUUGCUUUUCUGAGAGAGUCAACAAGCAACCAGUCGAUAAAUACAUGUUUUUUUUUUCCCUUCCUAGCAAAUCUUGAGAGCUGAUAUUCUGGUGGAGUGCCGUUUAUCAUACCUGCAGCCUGACACUGAAACCGAAAACGCACACAACAAACACACAGAUGUGUAAUGAAAUUGUUGAUGCCGGCGGUGAAAUCAUGAGUCGUAUGCUCUAGGGAGACAGACUGACUGCAGUAUUAUGGUCUUUUUGCUGUACAGAGGACAGUAUAUUGCCUGCCCGUGUUCAUUCCUUAGCUCGGACUUUAGCUGGUGGUUUUG
Toxotes jaculatrix (banded archerfish) is the source of this 5313-nucleotide messenger RNA. RefSeq names its product zinc finger protein 585A-like. The coding region runs from base 804 to 3788 and encodes 994 amino acids. NCBI's taxonomy places the organism in Eukaryota, Metazoa, Chordata, Actinopteri, Toxotidae. The record is from RefSeq and is a predicted model, not a curated record. The transcript has 10 exons.